UUUGCCGUGAGCACGCUCCACGCUUCUCGCUACCGGUUUUGAUCGCACCUCUAGUGACGUACGAUUUUAAAUUCGAAAUUUCGAAUGCAACGAAGUUCGUUAAUUAAGUUUUCGAAAUUUUAAAUAAUCAACAAUGGACUCUGAACUGUGUGACUGUUUAUUUUUGUAAUUUUAUUAAGUGUUUGUUUUUUUAUCAAUUAUUAUUUUUGUUUUGUUUAUUGUACUUUUUUGAAAGUGUUAAGGGAGUGAAUGUGAUAUUUUGGAAAAAGCCCGGAAGGACGGGUUGGCUCUUCGUUCACGCUUCCGUGACAGAUCAACAUUGCGGACGCCAUUGAAAUUCAAAAAUGACUGUCAAGAAAACAGCCCGGACGGGCGGCUUUGCGGCCAUGGUUGCGCGACAGAAGAUGCACAGCGUCAACCAACAGAUCGAUAUUAUGGCUAUCAGCAAACCAACCUCCCUACAAGCUUAUAACAUAGUUGUCGGCUUCAAUGAGAAGGACCAACUACAACUAUUAACUAAGGAAGAUAUUACAGACGAAGAUAAAAAACUAAUUAAGGAUUACACAGAACUAAAACCAACCAAAUGUGAAAAUAUUUCAAUAGAUGACGUCACAAACUGUGUAAACAUCGAAAAUUAUCCUAAUUGCGAUAACACUCUAGUCUUUUACGUAACCAAAAAUAUCAACAAGGAAGCCAUCGCGCUCAAAUUCGAAAACGAACAAGACUUCAAGAGAAUAUACUUCACUUACAAAUACUUCAAAAUGCGGAACCGACUGACGAAAAACACGAACAACUAUUCGAGCAGUGAAAACUUGUUUUCUAAAAAGAAAACUUAUGACAUUUUCAAAAGCAGAAAGAAUAGUAUGGACGACUACAGUUUGUUCGAGAAGGGACGCAGCAAUGAGUACGAUUUACUACAAACUACAGAUAACGAUGGUGUAACACAUUUAUCGGUGCAACACAAGAAUAAUUUAAACAAUCGAUUUGAGCAGCCAAUGAGUCUAAUUGGAAUAAGAAAUGAUUUGAAUGACGCAGGAGAAAUAGACAGUAUAAUUUACACAGACAUAGAAAUACCAUCAAAACCUGAAAGAAACCGAUUGUUUAAUAAGAAACACAAAGCACCUCCUCCACCAAUAUUAAAAGAUAGUCAAACUAAAGUGUUGAAAGGAGAAUUUGUGAGAGUAAACAUUGAUCGAGCGCCGGACAUCAUACCGAAAGAUAACAAAUUGAACAAGGUACCGGACAUUCUCAUGUUCAGAGAUAAUAAAUCAAAUAAGAAGAACGCGACGAACAAUAUCUGGCCAGCAAGUAAUAAAGUGACCGGCUACGAGUCUGACCGCGAAGAGUGGAAGAGCAGCCGAUCCCAGUUCUCGACGACAGCGUUCGACAGCCUCGCUAGGCCGACCAAGAUGGCGAUGGCACUCACACUAAGAAAACCCCAAAGAUUGGAACCAGUACCACAGUAUUACAGGAUGCCCAGCGAACAGAAGCCAAAACUAACACCAAUGCCAUUUAGACCGAACAAUUUCCUGCAACGACCGCCUCGACUGCCGCGACCCAACCCUGAUAUGAAGAGGAACCUCCUAAGCACAGACCACAGAAAAUUUACGUCACUGCAGAGUCUGGAGAUACCUAAGAAAUUAAGUGAACCGAAGAAGCAACCGAUGGAUAUAAAGAAGAACAAUUAUUCGAAUAUCUCGCACAGAAUCACCGGCUUGACGAAUAAGUUAAGAGAUUUAGGUAACCCUAGCAACACUCUUGGUAGAUUUAAGGCACAGUCUCAUGGUGAUGUGGCGAAUUUGAAACCUGUAUUGAAGAUGAAUGGACAAGAUGGAGCAAAGAGGUCUGUAGUCAGGACCUGCAGUGCGGAACCACCAAAGAAAGUAACGUUCAGCGCAUUUGCUACUGUUCAAGUUGUGUAAGAUGUAUAGCUGAUUUCGAUAUUAGUGGUACUGGUCUGAUUUCACUAAAAAUUCUGGUCAAAAUGUAUAUGACUUGAUAAAAUAAAAGGAAUUAGUGUUUGGUAGAUACAGUAAUAAAAAUAUCCAUUUAAGUCAAAAUAUUAACUUCAGAGAUAAGCACAAUGUAUAGAUUGAUAAGCUUGAAAGUGUGUAAGAUGUAGCUAAAGUUUUAGCAAGAAAAAAUUAGCUAUAAAUAUAUCAUAUUUAUAAAUCCAGUUUAAAAUUCUUAGUGAGAUCAGACUUAGUAAAUCGAUUGUAUGUAACAUAUUAAUCCAAGGACUGACUGAUUAUAAGAAUAUUAUCGAUCGUAUCAAUAGCUUGUAGUACCGUCGGUCAUCGUAAGUUUACAGCGUGCUGGUCAGGCCGGGAACUCUGUGUAAAUAUAGUUUAAAACAUGGCGUUUACAAUAACGUGUAAUUUUAAAUUAAGCAUCUUAUAUUCUAGAUUUUCAAAGAUUCCCUUUUCUCGAUUCCUUUUUUGGUACUUAUAACUUCUAGUUUCAUGUUUAAUACCCACACAUUGCUCGUUUUUUUUGUUUCCUAUCUAUAAUAUAUGUGUAGUGUCUUUAACUCUCUUUUCCUAAUCCCUAAUGUCAUGCUUAAAAUUCUUCCAUGUGACUCUAUCAAUAACCUCGACACAGAUUUGAUUAUGAUCAGUAAAUUGAGAAAGAUAUUUAUUAUGUCCUGACAUAUCAUAAAUUCACGAUUACAACAAAAUUGACGAAAGUUAUAACAUAAAUUCGAAAUAUAUAUCAAUUUUGUAACAACGGCUCGAGUAAUACGCGUUUUGCAAAAUAAUCGUAGAUUUCGUUAUCAAACAUAAAAUGUUGGUCCAAACGUUGAUUUAAAUUAAUCACAUGCCAUAAUUUAUGGAAUAUUGUAAUAUUUUCAACAAUAUUGACAAUUUUUUAGUGACUAUACAAUUUGAUGGGAGACUAGAGGCGCCUAUUUCAUCAGACAGGUAUUAGACAUUACAAUCGCCUAAUACAAAAUUCAUUCAACAAAUCGUUACCCUCCUCAAUCGUUGAGCAUCUAAUGACAGUUAUUACGAACUACUCCUAACCCAUCUUUUAACUAAAAAAUACUUAGCGUGUACGUUACACUACCACCUAAUUUAACCCCUUACUUGUACUGUUAGGUGUCACUUAUAGGUUGAUGAAAACCAAAAUGAUGUUCAUUAUCACCUAUUUAGGGUAGGGGUUCCUUCAAAAGGAGUGGUGGAAUCGGGCAUAAGUCACUAACAAUCUUAUAUCUGAUACUAAUAAAGCUGAAGAGUUUAUUUGUUUGACCGCGCUUAUCUCAGGAACUACUGGUCCAAUUUGAACAAAUACUUUUGUAUUGGAUAGCUCAUUUAUCGAGGAAGGCUUUAGGCUAAACAUCACGCUAUGAUCAAUAGCCGCUGAGCCAAAAUCACGUGGAGAUAGCUCGUUAUUCAUAAUUCUCAUCUUAGCUUAGCAACGACACUUUAAAAUCAACUAAAAUCGCGGGUUACUCAUACUAAGAAAAGCUCUACUAGUUUCGAACUACAGUGGGGU
Molecule: messenger RNA, 3495 nt
Organism: Spodoptera litura
Lineage: Eukaryota; Metazoa; Arthropoda; Insecta; Lepidoptera; Noctuidae
Source: RefSeq, a predicted model, not a curated record